UUUCCGCGCUCCUCUCUCUCUCUCUCUCUCUCUCUCCUUCGCUGCGCACCAGUCUCGCUCCACUGGCACUUGAAAGAAAAGCUUCUCUCUCUCUCUCUAUCUCGCCCUUUCUCUUUCUAGAAGAUACAGUCCAUCAAUGCACUCCUUCUCUCUCUCUUUCUCUCUAUCUCUGUCCCGAAGUUAGCUGGGAACAUCCGGUUGUCUCGUAGCUCUGAACUACGUGGAGAUCAGAAGCUCUUCAUUGCCUGCUGCCAGCGGCGUUAAAUGCGUCGAACCGCCCAUCCGUCGCGAGUACGGCCCUACCUCCUCCCUCCGGCUGUCCCCUCCCCAGAGUCCGUCGCAAUGCGGUCGCUCCGGACCACCUCCUCGGCCUCGCCUGCUUGAGAGCCCUCCCUCCCGCCGAUCUCCGCCUCCGGCCGAGCGUUGAUGAUUUACCUCAAGAUUCUCCGGUCCUUUGCGGCUUCUGGGGCUUCAGGGGAUCCGCAUUUCGGCUCUUUCGCGAUGGUUUGGUCGUCCCCGAGUGGCCGGCGUUGAAGCGUGCCCCUCGGCCGGAGAUUUAGGGUUUGGAGCGGGGGGUUUAUAAUCAGCGACUUCGGGUUGACCAUUCAAGGACGGGAGGUGAUUAGACGGCAGUUUCUUUUUCUCGUCGCUCUCGCUUUGAUCCAUUUGGAUGCUGGAAUCUCUGAUUAGGAGGAAAUGCUGGGGAAGUGAUGGACUUGUUUUCUCGAGAAAAAGGCGAAGCUUUUGAGAUUCUCCAGCAGCUGUUGCUGGUCCAUGAGGCCGGGUGUAGCUUCUUUCACAAGGAUCGGAAAAAGGGAAAAGUAAAUCUGGGCAUUGCCAUCAGAAGUUGCAACGGCUGAAUAAGCUUUUGCUCUCCCCUCCUCUCUGAAAUACACGUCCCUUUUUUUCUCUCCAGUGCCCGUUGGUGCUGUUUGUCAUUUGGUUGAAGUCCUUUUGGAAUCUGGAAUUGCAGAAACCAAGCAAUGCUGGUGAAGUUGCUGUAAGACAGCUUACUGCACUGCUCUUGGAGUGCCCGUUUGUGGCUGUUGAACUGUGAUAUUGAUUCGAACAGAGCGGCAUUCUGCCGAUUUCCGCUACAACGGAGCAUCGAUGGGGCGUCUCUGGGGUCUCAUGAUGCAUGUCCUUCUGUUAUGUUUAUUCGAGGUUGAGAGUUCGAAUGCCCAGUCUACUGUUGGGUCUGCACGAGCUUUAGAUGGGCUUCUCCAGGAUUAUGCCUAUAGGGCAUUUGACGACCGCCCUAGGACGGGCAUUUCUUUUGACGGAGUUGUUCCGUCAAACUUGACGGGGAUUAAGGUGUCUGCAAUGAGGCUUCGGAGUGGCAGCUUGCGAAACAGAGGUGUUGAGUCAUACAAGGAGUUUGAAAUUCCAACUGGAGUUACUGAGACUCCAUAUGUCGAGAGGCUGGUUCUUGUGUAUCAAAACCUGGGAAAUUGGUCUGUGGUGUAUUAUCCAUUACCUGGUUACACAUAUUUAUCGCCCGUUCUGGGUCUUCUUGCUUAUGACGCAUUUAACUUGUCGGCUACAAAUUUGCCAGAGUUGGAUAUCAGGACAUCUGCCAACCCCAUCUUGAUUCAUUUCACAGAUGUGAAGUCUCUUCCAUUGGGGUCUAUUGCCAAGUGUGUUUCAAUUGAUUUAAAUGGUUCGAUCAAUUUCAGCAAUCUGAUAUCGAGCAAUGUAUGCUCUACAAUGGAACAGGGACAUUUUUCCAUAGUGGUUGAAUCUAUUGCUCCUUCCCCUGCUCCAAUCUCUCUGCCUCCCACAUCCGGUGGUGGAGGACCAAGUCCAGGAAAGGCAAGUCAUGGAAAGUCCAACACCAAAGUCUGGAUAAUUGUUGGAUCUGUUCUGGGGGGAUUAGCAUUGAUUGUGCUGCUGGGUUUGUUAGUGUUAUGGGCACAAAAGUUCAAGCAAAGAAAUACUAUGCAACAGAUGGAGAAGGCUGCGGAAGCUGGGGAAACACUGCAUAUGACUUCGGUUGGUGAUACGAAAGCACCAGCAGCUAUGGUCACCAGAACACAGCCCAUUCUUGAGAGUGAAUAUGUGCCCUAACUUCAAAUAUUCUCACGAGCUUCCACAUUCACAGAGCUGCCGCUUUUAUUCGAGUUCACUUCCUCCGCCCAGAAAAAGCUUUUUUCCCCCGACUGCACCUUCUUUUUGGUGGUGUCUCCCAUCUGAUCUCUUCAUUCAUGGUGGUAAGUCCCUUGCUGCUAGUGUGGGCCAACUAGGAUUUUUGUGUAAAUCUGCCUUUUUUUCACUUGUGAGCGUCCAUAAUUUCGUGAUUCGUUGUCGUGUGCAUUUAGUGAAAACGGUUAAAUUCUAAUUGUGUUGAAUUUCUUGCCCAUUGAGAAGGAAUAAAAGAAAAUUUUCAUGUC
Messenger RNA from Rhodamnia argentea, 2390 nucleotides. RefSeq lists its product as uncharacterized. The transcript has 2 exons. The record is from RefSeq and is a predicted model, not a curated record. The coding region runs from base 1111 to 2067 and encodes 318 amino acids. NCBI's taxonomy places the organism in Eukaryota, Viridiplantae, Streptophyta, Magnoliopsida, Myrtales, Myrtaceae. Gene Ontology annotation, cellular component: membrane.